Nematolebias whitei (Rio pearlfish) is the source of this 756-nucleotide messenger RNA. Its product is annotated as dnaJ homolog subfamily C member 7-like. The transcript has 7 exons. Bases 1 to 756 code for a protein of 251 amino acids. The record is from RefSeq and is a predicted model, not a curated record. Gene Ontology annotation, molecular function: protein binding. NCBI's taxonomy places the organism in Eukaryota, Metazoa, Chordata, Actinopteri, Cyprinodontiformes, Rivulidae.
AUGACAUGCUAUGCAUCCCCCAAAAAUGCCAGUUACUAUGGCAACAGGGCAGCCACCCUCAUGAUGCUGUAUCGUUUUCGAGAAGCCCUUGAAGACUCCCAGCAGGCUGUGCGUCUGGACGACCGUUUCAUGAAGGGGCAUCUACGCGAGGGCAAGUGCCACUUGUCUUUGGGCAACGGCAUGGCGGCCAGUCGCUGCUUUCAGAAGGUUCUGGAGCUGGAUCGCAGCAACAGAGAGGCCCAGCAGGAGAAAAAGAAUGCUGCAGUGCUGCUGGAGUACGAGCGGAUGGCAGAUUUUGCUUUUGAUAAACGGGAUUUUAGAAAGGUGGUGUUCUGCAUGGACCGGGCCCUAGCUUUGGCCCCUGCCUGUCAUCGCUUCAAAAUCCUGAAGGCCGAGUGUCUCGCUCUGCUCGGACGAUACCCAGAGGCUCAGUCUGUGGCGAGUGACAUCCUGCGUAUGGACUCCACUAAUGCAGAUGCUCUGUACGUUCGAGGUCUUUGUCUUUACUACGAGGACUGCAUUGAUAAAGCUGUGCAGUUCUUCGUUCAGGCUCUGAAAAUGGCUCCUGACCACGAAAAGGCCCGACUAGCCUGCAGGGUCCAGACAGUGGCGGACCGGGUCCCCGACGUGGCGGACCGGGUCCCCGACGUAAACAGCUCGGUUCAGCGGUUUGCAGGUCCAACAGCGGUGGACUGGGUCUCUGCAGGCCUCACUAGCCGAAGCAGCUCUCUGACCAGCUCGUUAGCCAAACGUUAG